AUGGAGAGCUCCAAUGGCUCCGGCAGCGACACCAAACCGCAGAACCACCAGUUGGAGAAGAAGCGGCUGAACCGAGCGCCUUCCCCGGCCAGACCCUUCCUGAAGGAUGCGCACUCCCGCUCCGCCAGGCCACCUGCCAUCGUGCCCAAAUCCCCCAAACUCCACAAGCAGCACCCCGCCUCGGUGCCCUCAGCCCACCCGAACCGCAGCUCCAGACGCGGCAGCACCGGGGCCAAAGACAAACCAGCCACCGCUAAAAGUAACACCAAGUCUGCUGCGGCCAAGAAGCCCACGAAGGUGCCCCAGCAUGCGGCCGCAGCCGAGCCUAAAGCCGCCGGCAUCAAACCGGACAGCACCGGCAGUCCGACUCUCCUGAAAGACAAGAGGGGGAAGCUAGGCUCGGGGUCUCCGGGCCCUCACGUCCAUGGAUCCCCGAUCCGAGUACCGACCGGGUCGCCUCUCGUCCGGGUCACCCAGACCGACAGCAGUUCGGACCUGUCGGACUGCCCGUCCGAGCCGCUGUCGGACGAGCAGAGGCUGGCACCGGCCGCCGGCAGCGACGCCGAGUCCGGUACCGGCUCCAGUGACCGGGAUCAGCAGGGGGCGGAUAAUCCUCCGCGGGCAGAAGCGACCGGAGCUGCGGCUGCUGCUGCUGCUGCCGCUCAUCCGCAACGCACAACCGAGGCUCCCGCCGCCAAGGGAAGCAUGGCUCAGCCUCAGCCCGCAGAGAAACACAAGAAGCCCGCAACAAGCGCACAACUCACAGUACCAGGCACCCGGGAUGCAGCCGAGGAGGAGCUGCAGCGGGAGAUGGAGGAUUUGAGAUCUGAAAACGACUACCUCAAGGAUGAAGUGGAUGAGUUGCGGGCGGAGAUGGAGGAGAUCCGAGACAGCUACCUGGAGGAGGAGGUCUACCAGCUGCAGGAGCUGCGGAGGGAACUGGACCGCUCCAACAAGAACUGCCGCAUCCUGCAGUACCGCCUGCGGAAGGCCGAGCAGAAGAGUCUCCGGGUCGCACAGACCGGCCACGUGGACGGGGAUCUGCUACGGAGUCUGGAGCAGGACCUGAAGGUGGCCAAAGACGUGUCGGUGCGCCUGCACAACGAGCUGGAGAGCGUGGAGGACAAGCGCAGCCGAGCUGAGGACGAGAACGAGCUGCUCCGACAGAAUAUCAUCGAGGUGGAGAUCUCCAAACAGGCGGUGCACAAUGAGCUGGAGAGGACCCGAGAGACCGCUCUGAGGAGACGAGGAAGCAGGGAAUCAUUCAAAGACAAGAAAUCCUCAACUCAGGAGGACAGUGCAGACCUCAGGUGCCAGCUCCAGUUUUCCAAGGAGGAGUCCAGCCUGAUGAGGAAAAAGAUGGCGAAGCUGGGCCGGGAGAAGGAUGAACUGGAGCAGGAGCUGCAGAAGUACAAGGCGGUUUACGGGGACGUGGACAGUCCCCUUCCUCUGGCUGAGUGCUCGGGCGGAGGCCCUCACACCACUCGGGAGGCCGAGCUGCGGUUACGGCUCAAGCUGGUGGAGGAGGAGGCCAACAUCCUGGGCAGGAAGAUUGUGGAGCUGGAGGUGGAGAACCGCAGCCUGAGGUCAGAAAACGACGACAUCCGGUGUCAGUACGAACGGGACUUCUUCGGGCGGGAGCCGUUCUCCAGCAUGCCCUCAUCGCCGUACGGUGGCGACGCGCUGGACUCGGCCAGUGAGCUACGUCGCCACCUUCAGUUCGUGGAGGAGGAGGCCGAGCUUCUGCGCCGCUCCAUCUCAGAGAUUGAGGACCACAACAGGCAGCUCACGACUGAACUCAACCGCUUCAAAUUCGGCCCCAGCAGCGGCUCUGGGCCCGUAGCUGAGGAGGGUGGCGAAGGAAUUCUGUUUAAACCCGGGAAUGGCGGGAACGGGAAUGGUUCCGGUAGCGGGUUGAUGAUGGAGGAGCUGAAGUCGGCCAGGAUGCAGAUCAAUGAGCUGAGUGGAAAGGUCAUGAAGCUGCAGUACGAGAACCGUGUCCUCAUGUCCAACGUCCAGCGCUGUGACCUGGCCGCUCACAUCGGCCUACGCACCGGCAGCCCUCGGGACAGCGAUGCAGAGAGCGAUGCCGGGCGGCGGGAAGCCACCGAGGACGAGGAGACAGGGAGGCUCCUUCUCCUCCAUCCCAAACGAGAGGGCCCAAUCGGGGGUGAGAGUGACUCUGAAGACAUGUUCGAGAGGACAACGACCACCUCGGGGUUCGGGAGCAUCAAACCCUCCGAGGGCAGCGAGCUCAGUGCCACCGAUCUGGCCAACCGCAGGAGGGAGGAGCGGGAGUCAUUCGGCAACGUGAAGCGAGAGGCGGACCGGCUCGGCAAGACGGUGGACCGGCUCAUCACGGACACGGACAGCUUGAUCUUCGAGGGCCGGCUGCUGGUGACGACAGGAGAGAGCCCGGAGGGAGGGGCGGCGUCCGGGUCCAAACCGGACACGCAGGUCCUGGACAGCAUCAACACGCGCAUGAAGGCGUUCCGCACCGAGCUGCACAUCUUCAUGGAGAAGUUGGACCACGUCGGGGAGGGCCUGAGGGACAGGACAGACGACCUGUCCCCGAUGCCAAACCUCACAGAGUCCAGCAGCUUCCUGUCCUCAGUCACCUCCAUGUCCCGGGACUCUCCCAUCGGCACCUUCGGAAGAGACCUGGUGACAGACUUCCAGUCCGUUCAGAGGGAUGAGCUGGAGUGGCGUCUAGGACAGGAGCGAGGCGUGGAGCCCCAGAGCCAGGGCCAGGGCGGGGGCCAGGCCCAGUGCCGGGGAGCCCCGGGACUCACUAGGUACCACAGGCCCCUGGCUUUAAGAGCAGAGCUCCGGGACACGCCGGCUGCUGACGUCCAGUUUCGUCUCGAUCAUGAACGAAGGCUGAGGGCGACGCCGGAGGAGCAGGAGGUCACCGUCUCUCUGCCUCAGGAGGACGAGCUCCUGCGUCUGGAGGCGCAGCGCGGCGGCCUGGAGCUGCUCGGGCUGCACACUCACGAGGGGCCCUGGGCUCAGGACAGGGCCCUGCUGCAGCAGGAGGUCCGCCUGUUCAGACGCAACACCAUCAUCUUCUACAUGAAGCUCCGGAGGAUCCUCACGCACUGGAGGCUGAGCCGCAAAGACGACUCGGGGGAGGAGACGCCGCACCCGGAGUUUGAGAAGUUGGAGGGCAUCCCAGAGCUGGGACUGAUCCUGGAGCAGGCCGAGUCGGACGGAGACGACAGACUGUGUUUACCACAAACUCCAGGGGACGUCCCGGACCCCGGCAUGCCUCUGCCGUCCCCUGACCAACACCUGCAGCACCAGAGACAGGACCUGCCUCGUUCUCCCGUGGCUCCGCCCCUGGACUCCUGCUUCCUCAGACCGGCCCGCCCGGCCAACCGCAGACCCCCGUCACGCUGGGCCGCCCGCUCCCCCUCCUCCUCCCCCAAGGGGAGAGAGGGCUGCAAGAGGAGGUUCACCUUCCCGCCGCCGGGUCACCGGAAGACCAUCCUGGAGGGCGAGGAGCUGGCGUGAGUCCGUCCUCUACCUCCUCUCGCCCUCCUCCACCUCAGCCUAGAAAGACCCAGUACCUCAGAAGCCCCACCCCUCCAGAUACAGAGACUCCCUCAGAGCCUGACUGGG
Molecule: messenger RNA, 3621 nt
Organism: Pleuronectes platessa (European plaice)
Lineage: Eukaryota; Metazoa; Chordata; Actinopteri; Pleuronectiformes; Pleuronectidae
Product: microtubule cross-linking factor 1
Exons: 10
Coding region: 1-3513 (1170 amino acids)
Biological process (GO): regulation of autophagy
Source: RefSeq, a predicted model, not a curated record